CAGAGUGAAAGAAGGAUCGCUGUGUAGAAGCGACAGAGAGGGGAAGCCUAUUGACUAAUUAGGAGCGCACCUUCAGUCGCGCUAAUAACAGACAGCUUGUAAAUCGGCGGAAAGCGCAUCGCACACAGCGAGGACCGAGGACACUACUUCUCUUCGGAUAUGGCCGAUGUCAUACAUUUUAACGAGGCGUCUUCAGGUGGAAUUGCGAACCGGUUUGCCCGCAAAGGUGCUCUGAGACAGAAAAACAUCCACGAAGUUAAGAACCACAAAUUUACUGCCAGGUUUUUCAAGCAGCCGACUUUCUGCAGCCACUGCACGGACUUCAUCUGGGGUUUUGGAAAGCAAGGAUUCCAAUGCCAAGUCUGCUGUUUUGUGGUCCACAAGCGAUGCCACGAGUUUGUCACAUUCUCCUGCCCUGGAGCAGACAAAGGGCCUGACACAGAUGACCCCCGGAGCAAGCACAAGUUCAAGAUCCACACCUACGGCAGCCCGACGUUCUGCGACCACUGCGGCUCACUGCUCUACGGGCUCAUCCACCAGGGCAUGAAAUGUGAACCCUGCGACAUGAACGUGCACAAGCAGUGUGUGACCAACGUGCCCAGCCUGUGUGGGACAGACCACACGGAGCGACGGGGGCGGCUCUUCCUCAAGGCGGAGGUCAGCGGCGACAAGCUGCAUGUGACAGUGGGAGAGGCCAGAAAUCUCAUUCCCAUGGAUCCGAACGGGCUGUCAGACCCCUACGUCAAGCUAAAGCUCAUUCCUGACCCCAAGAAUGAGACCAAGCAGAAGACCAGAACGAUCCGCUCCUCGCUGAACCCCACCUGGAAUGAAUCCUUCACCUUCAAGCUAAAGCCCUCUGAUAAAGAACGCCGCCUGUCUGUGGAGGUGUGGGACUGGGACCGGACCACCAGGAACGACUUCAUGGGCUCAAUGUCCUUUGGUGUGUCGGAGCUCAUCAAAUCCCCCGUGUGCGGCUGGUACAAGAUGCUGAACCAGGAGGAGGGAGAGUACUACAAUGUGCCCAUCCCGGACGUGAGCGGUGGGAACCUCGAGCUGAAGCAGAAGUUCGAGGCAUGCCAAAACACUCUCCAGUUUCUCAAGAAGGCCAAGCUCGGCCCUGGCAAGAAGAUGAUCACACCCUUGGAAGACAGGAGGUACAACCAGGCCUACAACAACCUCGACCGCGUCUCCCUCUCCGACUUCCACUUCCUGGCACUGCUGGGGAAGGGUAGCUUUGGCAAGGUCAUGUUAGCAGAACUGAAGUCCACAGACGAGUUGUACGCCAUCAAGAUCCUGAAGAAGGACGUGGUGAUCCAGGACGACGAUGUGGAGUGUACCAUGGUGGAGAAAAGGGUGCUGGCACUCAGGGACAAGCCACCAUUCCUGACACAGCUGCACUCCUGCUUCCAGACUGUGGACCGUCUGUACUUUGUCAUGGAGUACAUUAAUGGGGGAGACUUGAUGUACCACAUUCAGCAAGUGGGGAAAUUCAAGGAGCCACAGGCUGUGUUUUAUGCAGCAGAGGUCGCUAUUGGGCUGUUUUUCCUGCACAGGAAAGGCAUCAUUUACAGGGACCUGAAGCUGGACAACGUCAUGCUCGACUCGGAGGGCCACAUAAAGAUCGCAGAUUUCGGCAUGUGCAAGGAGAACAUCUACGAAGGGGUCAUGACACGGACCUUCUGUGGAACCCCGGAUUACAUCGCCCCUGAGAUCAUUGCAUACCAGCCCUAUGGCCGUUCGGUGGACUGGUGGGCAUAUGGGGUGCUGCUGUACGAGAUGCUUGCGGGACAGCCCCCCUUUGACGGCGAAGAUGAGGAUGAGCUCUUCCAAUCCAUCAUGGAGCACAACGUGUCCUACCCCAAGUCCAUGUCCAAAGAAGCUGUAUCCAUCUGCAAAGGUCUGAUGACCAAGCACCCUUCUAAGCGCCUGGGCUGUGGCCCCGAGGGCGAGCGGGACAUCAGGGACCACGCCUUCUUCCGCCGAAUUGACUGGGAUCGGCUCCAGAACCGAGAGAUCCAGCCUCCCUUCAAGCCCAAAGUGUGCGGCAGAGGAGCGGAGAACUUCGACAGGUUCUUCACUCGCACGCAGCCUGUCCUGACCCCACCAGACCAGGUGGUCAUCUCUAACAUCGACCAGAGCGAGUUUGCCGGCUUCUCCUACAUCAACCCACAGUUUGUCCACCCGUCUCUCCAUAGCGUGGUAUGAGGGCCGCUGUGUCUUCUGACGUCCUUCUGAUCCAGCACACAUCUAGACCAGAGGUGGGGAGAGAGAACUCGAGCUAUUAAUGUGCAUUGUGGCCAAAUCUGGUUUCGGAAAAGGUCAUCAAGUCAAGCUGGAAAAAAGUACAGAAUUAAAAUGUACCUCCAUUUUUUCAUCUUAUUUGGACAAACUUGACACCUGAGACCUUUGCUUAGUGGCCGGUACGUGAGAUUACUUGGCUGCUGUUGCGUCUGUCCCGCCACCUGUGUGAAUCACACCACCUGUUGCAUCACUGAUGACCCAUCUGUCCGCUUAGCAUCGCUCAUGCUGGUGGGAUUCUCUCAUCGUCUCGCCGCCUGUCUUUCUUUUUUCUUUGUUUUGAAUCAGCAGAAGCUGCAACUUCAGUAUUAUUUGUUUUAAAACUACGCCUCCAGUGUUGCGUCUGCCCAAAGCUCUGAUGGUUUGGUUAUAUUCGGCAUGUAGAGUAGUGACACCUACUGGUCUGCCUGGCAUGGUGCACCUGUAGGACACAAGCAAGCGUGUCCUUUAUACUCAUUUAGGCUUAGGUUUCCGAAACCCCUUCUGUUAGUGUGUGCAACCACACACACACGCACACGCACACAUAUAUUGAGUUGGGCUCAUAGAAGCAGAACCCUUUAAAGUACUGGAAUCAAUUGGUUCUAAUUGUUAUGCCUACCAAUAUACUACAAAGUAUUCUAACAUUUUAAACUGUUCAUUUAACUGCAAAAGUAUUUCUUUUUAUGUAUUAAACCUGAUUUAUUUCACUGUUAAUCCCCCUCCCAAUAUGUUGCUCUAUGUAUCCUGCAUAUGUUUUAGUAUUGUUAGGGUUUUGUUUGCUACAGCGAUGAUUUUAUGUUCCACUGAGACUCACUGGAUGAGACUCCAUGCGUUGCAUAAAAAAGGGCAGGAAUUCAUUUUUUUGUGCAUUACUCAAAAAAAAAUCAGCUCCUUUUCCUUGAAAAUGUGCUGCUUCACUGAAAAUGAACAGAGGUGUUCCUACGGAGUAUCUGUGCGUUUGCCACGCAGGUUCCUGUUGCAUGCUUGUGUUUCAAGUUAAUGCGCAACUCCUCCUGGCAUGAAUGACACGUAACUGAAAACCAGCCAGCCGUCGCAUCAUUUUACGCAAUAUUGUGUUCUAUUUAUGAAAAAAAUGUUAAACGAAAAAAUGUUGUGAUUCAUUAUUUUCGGUGUUUUUUUUUUUUUUUAUGAAGUUUGUCUUUAUCUGUCAUGCCCUUUUCCAUGUUACCAGUUAAUACUGUUAAAUAUUUUGUACAUACAGGUUGUUUCAGGAGAUCCUGCAAUUUGUAGUUUUUAUAUCGAGUUAAACAUGCUUUUAUUACGCUGCAUAGUAAAACUUGUCCAUGUAAGGAAACUCAGGACGAGGGAACACCCUGACUGUAAUCUGGAGUGGUUUAAGUCUAAGAUCUGUAGGCCUAUUACAGAUGUCCAGUUGUUCAGGUAAGAGGUGAGGGGGUUUCUCUUUUUUUGGACACAUCUUGCUUAGGCUACAUCCUAUUGGCUGAAGAUGGGCUUUCUCUGCAUCCUAUUGGCUGAAGAUGGGCUUGCUCUGCAUCCUAUUGGCUGAAGAUGGACUUGCUCCGACUCCCGUCAUGUGCAUGGAAUCACGCUAUCCAUUUCCAUUGAGCAAAAUGCUGUUAGUAGGGGGCUGUAGAUGGUCCCGGAGGGUCAAGGGAGUGGAGACAUGGCACAAAAAAAAAGGUUGUCGGAAUCGGUAUCUAGAAACUGCUGGAGUUUUUGGGGGAUUUUUAUAACAGUAUAUUUUAUGUUCCCGCUUAAACGAAAAUUUGGAGACUGUGUCAUGUGUCGGGUUGUUGUACAUGGUGAAGCAAUCCUGUCUCCUGCUGUCCUCGACAUCAUACGUUCACGUCAUAAAUAAGCCGUGGGACCAUUAACGUAAGUAAAGCCAGCUCUCCGACCGGUCUGGCCUGUAGACAGGCCUCAUAAUGUCAGUAUUUUCAUCUCUGUACAAUGCAGCAGGGUCUGACCAUUGUCACCAUUAAGGCACAAAUGUCAGCCUUUUCUUCCUGUACUGUCAGACAGUGUUAAUGGUGUUGACUGAAUGCACCCAGGACUGUGUUAGAUACCAUUUCCUUUGGUGGUGCGAAAGAGCAUCAUAUUCGGUACGUCAAGGCGAAAUGUCACAAAAAUCUGCAGAUCACACUGUCGCUGUACUGGCAGCUUAAUCAUCCCAAGGACCCCUGAUUUUCCACUGUCCUCUUUAGUUUAUAGUUGUUCAUAAAGUCAAAAGAGACUAUAUUAUAUAUCACAUUUUGUUUAAGGAGAAUUAUAUUUAAACUAAUUUUAUAAUAGGGAAGUGAAUAGGAGAUGCAUAGAUUUUCUUUAUCACUAAUAAAUCAUUAUGUAAUUAUAAUCACAUGCUUGCUUCACGAAGCAUGACUGACUGUGUAUUCCAUCAAAUCGGUCAUUUCGCUCAGAUAUUUUAAAAUGAGGGGUUCCACCCUGGAUGGAAAAUGGGAGAGUGAACAGAGUUGGCCAGAUUUGAAUGUGCCCAGUUGAUAGACGACCCCGCUGAGCAUUUUACACCAUUGGGACGCCUCUCAGAGCGAUUCUUGCAUGUAAUUUUGCACUUGAUGCAUUUCCCCACAUGUUAAGACUCCCAUGCAUAUGAUUGACUAAGAUCAUCUCGAAGAAGACAUGCCCCUCAACAAAAAUGUUAGAUCUAUCAGGAUUGCUAGGCCUGCACUCUUUGGGAUGGUUCUGUGGGCAUCUGGGCCUAAUCUGAACCAAGAUUCUUGCCCAUUAAGGGUUGCCCCCACGUUCUUUGUUUGGCCCAGGGUUGUUGAACGAAUUACGUUGAGUUUGAAAUGAUCAACACGCUUGAGAAGUGUACACUUUUCUACAAAUCGUUUUGGGCGAGGUUACUUGGCCCCCUGUCAAACAGCCCCCCCCCCCCCCCCCCCCCACAUCACUGCACUUUCACUGUUGUCAGCUUGCAUCAAAGCAGCCUUUCUGUUUGACUCACUGUACGCCUUCAUUUCGCAUGUUAUGCUACCCGUUUGUUUCUUGUUAUUUGUAGUAUGAAGGAUUCUGUGUAUGAAUAAAGGUAUGACGUUUUAA
This is a messenger RNA of Brienomyrus brachyistius, 5319 nucleotides long. RefSeq names its product protein kinase C, alpha, b (gene prkcab). Bases 160 to 2205 code for a protein of 681 amino acids. The transcript is spliced from 18 exons. Gene Ontology annotation, biological process: protein phosphorylation. The record is from RefSeq and is a predicted model, not a curated record. Gene Ontology annotation, molecular function: ATP binding; zinc ion binding; diacylglycerol-dependent serine/threonine kinase activity. NCBI's taxonomy places the organism in Eukaryota, Metazoa, Chordata, Actinopteri, Osteoglossiformes, Mormyridae.